AUGGGGAGACUUGGCAUCUCCUGUCUUUUUCCUGCUUCCUGGCAUUUUAGCAUCUCUCCAGUGGGAUGUCCUCGAAUUUUGAAUACCAAUUUACGCCAAAUUGUUGUUAUUAGUAUUCUAGCUGCUGCUGUUUCACUUUUAUACUUUUCUGUUGUCAUAAUCCGAAAUAAAUAUGGGCGACUAUCCAGAGACAAAAAGUUUCAAAGGUACUUGGCACGAGUCACUGACAUUGAAGCUACAGACACCAAUAACCCCAAUGUGAACUAUGGUAUCGUGGUGGACUGUGGUAGCAGUGGGUCUCGAAUAUUUGUCUAUUGCUGGCCCAGGCAUAAUGGCAAUCCUCAUGACCUGUUGGAUAUCAGACAAAUGAGGGAUAAGAACCGAAAGCCAGUGGUUAUGAAAAUAAAACCAGGCAUUUCAGAAUUUGCUACCUCUCCAGAGAAAGCCAGUGAUUACAUUUCUCCGCUCCUGAACUUUGCUGCAGAGCAUGUGCCACGGGCAAAACACAAAGAAACCCCUCUCUACAUUCUUUGCACAGCUGGAAUGAGGGUCCUUCCUGAAAGCCAGCAGAAAGCCAUCCUGGAAGACCUUCUGACUGAUAUCCCCGUGCAUUAUGACUUUCUGUUUUCUGACUCUCAUGCAGAAGUAAUUUCAGGGAAACAGGAAGGUGUGUAUGCUUGGAUCGGCAUUAAUUUUGUCCUCGGACGAUUUGAGCACAUUGAAGAUGAUGACGAGGCAGUUGUGGAGGUUAACAUUCCUGGAAGCGAGAGCAGGGAAGCCAUUCUCCGGAAAAGAACUGCCGGUAUUCUCGACAUGGGAGGCGUGUCAACCCAGAUAGCAUACGAAGUCCCCAAAACUGAAGAAGUAGCUAAGAACUUGCUGGCUGAAUUUAACCUUGGAUGUGAUGUUCACCAGACUGAGCAUGUGUACCGAGUCUAUGUGGCCACAUUUCUUGGGUUUGGUGGCAAUGCUGCUCGUCAGAGAUAUGAAGACAAGAUAUUUGCCAACACGUUUCAAAAGAACAGGCUCCUGGGGAAGCAGACUGGUCUAGCUCCUGACACUCCAUACCUGGACCCCUGUUUACCCCUAGACAUUAAAGAUGAAAUCCAGCAAAAUGGGCAGACCAUGUACCUGCGGGGAACGGGAGACUUUGACCUGUGCCGAGAGACUCUCCAGCCUUUCAUGAACAAAACAAACGAGACACAGACUUCCCUCAAUGGGGUCUACCAGCCCCCCAUCCACUUCCAGAACAGCGAGUUCUAUGGCUUUUCUGAAUUCUACUAUUGCACUGAAGACGUGUUACGAAUGGGAGGAGACUACAAUGCGGUUGCGUUUACUAAAGCUGCAAAGGAUUAUUGUGCAACAAAGUGGUCGAUCUUACGAGAGCGCUUUGACCGAGGACUGUAUGCCUCUCACGCGGACCUCCACAGGCUAAAGUACCAGUGCUUCAAGUCUGCCUGGAUGUUCGAGGUGUUUCACAGGGGCUUCUCCUUUCCUGUCAACUAUAAAACCCUAAAGACAGCUUUGCAGGUUUAUGACAAGGAGGUGCAGUGGACCCUUGGAGCAAUCCUCUACAGGACCCGCUUUUUACCCUUAAGAGAUAUCCAGCAGGAGGCCUUCCGGGCCAGUCACGCUCACUGGCGGGGCUUCUCCUUCGUCUACAACCACUACCUGUUCUCCGGCUGCUUCCUGGUGGUCCUGCUCUCCAUCCUCCUCUACCUGCUGCGGCUUCGGCGCAUCCACAGGCGGACGCGCAGUGGGGCCGCCGCCGCCCUCUGGCUGGAGGAGGGCCUUCCCGCCCAGAAGAUUGCGGGAACCUUAUGA
This is a messenger RNA of Pipistrellus nathusii (Nathusius's pipistrelle), 1824 nucleotides long. Lineage: Eukaryota; Metazoa; Chordata; Mammalia; Chiroptera; Vespertilionidae. The record is from the annotation of a GenBank genome assembly.